This is a messenger RNA of Pollicipes pollicipes, 2564 nucleotides long. Its product is annotated as gonadotropin-releasing hormone receptor. NCBI's taxonomy places the organism in Eukaryota, Metazoa, Arthropoda, Thecostraca, Pollicipedomorpha, Pollicipedidae. Gene Ontology annotation, molecular function: peptide binding; vasopressin receptor activity; adipokinetic hormone receptor activity. The record is from RefSeq and is a predicted model, not a curated record. Gene Ontology annotation, biological process: cellular response to hormone stimulus; G protein-coupled receptor signaling pathway. The transcript has 8 exons. Gene Ontology annotation, cellular component: plasma membrane. The coding region runs from base 19 to 1224 and encodes 401 amino acids.
CGCUCCGAGCGCACGAUCAUGGACGUCAGCGACCCCACCGCGCCGCCGGGGUCAGAGGUCACCACGGAGGUCAGCGGCGAGCGCGACCCUGCGGCGAACAGCACUGAGUGGCCUGCGGCACUGCUGUUUCAGGAGAAACAUGUGGUCGGCAUCGUUGCGAACUCGUUGAUGUUUGUGAUCUCGGCGCCGGCGAACAUCAGCGUCAUCCUGACGCUGCUGCGGAAGCGGCGGCGGAUGAAGCGGCUGAACCUGAUGCUGCUGCACCUGGCCAUCGCGGAUCUAAUCGUGACCUGCAUCCUGAUGCCGCUGGAGGUCGGCUGGUCGGCAACAGUCCAGUGGCUGGGCGGCGAGCUGCUCUGUCGCCUGCUGGCCUUCUUGAAGGUGUUCGGCCUCUACCUGUCCAACUUUGUCCUGGUCUGCAUCAGCAUCGACCGGUACUGUGCCGUGGUCCGGCCGAUGGCGCUGCUUGGCACGGCCAACCGCUGCAAGCGCACGCUCUCCGCCGCCUGGCUCCUCUCGGCCGUCUGCAGCUUUCCUCAGAUCCUUGUCUUCCACGUGGAAAGACAUCCAGAUCCACGCUACAAACACCUCAACUUCAUCCAGUGCGUCAGCUUCUUCGCCUUUCCACACCCUGCUCUGGAGACGACCUACAACAUUUCCAGCUUUUUGUUCAUGUAUCCCAUACCUCUGCUCGUCAUCGUCUUCUGCUACACUCGAAUCGUGAUGGAGCUGACGCGGCGUACCACAGCGACCAACUCAGAUACGCUGUUUCGCGCCAAUGACUCGGGCUUCUUCGUACGUGCGCGCCAGCGCACCAUGCAGAUGACGUUCGUCAUCGUGCUGACCUUCAUCGUCUGCUGGACGCCCUACUACAUCAUGACGAUCUGGUACUGGGUGGAUCGCAAGUCGGCGGAAACUGUCAACCCCAUGGUGGGUCGGGUGCUGUUCAUCUUCGCCAGCGGCAACUCAUGCGCCAACCCGCUGGUCUACGGCUUCUACCACUCGCAGCUCUGCCUGCUGCCCGAGGUGCCCUGCUCCAAGCGCCAGAAGUCGCCGAGCGUCGAGCUGGCGAUCCUGGACACGGCGCGCACCUGCGACACCCUGCUGCGCCAGUCAUCCGGCCUGAAGCCGGCCUCGCUCAACUGUCGCGGGCGGAACGGAAACAUCAAAGCCUUGGACCAAGGCAACCAACGAACGAACGUCGUUGAAGUCAACCAGCUGUAGGUAGCCUGCUACACCGAAGCCGCGUCCCAGCCGUGCCGCCCUGACAUGCAGAGGGUGCGUGACGGAGGCUGUUCACCGUGGCUAGUCUGAUAUGCUUCUCGCCGUGGCGUGCGCGCGUGAGACGAGUAAGCAGCGGGGUCAUGGACCGGCAGCCGGAGACCGAAGUUGGCUGACGCGAACGUGUGGUGGGCGAGGAUGACGAGGUCAUGAGGGGCGUGCGUGUUACCCAUUCCGUGACUGGAGCGUGGACAAAUGUGGUCAGGGCACAGUGCAAUAGGUCGGAAUGCAUGGUGGGGGUGCCUCAAUGCCAUGCAUCAGCGAGCCUCCUCGCAGCAGUUGUUCAGCUUGCACGACUCGUACACAGGUAUGAUAAGCAGGUGACAAAGUCGUAUUUCCCUGGUCGUACUGAGCGUCGAAUUUGAUGGUCGGCAUGUAUGAAAUGGACAACCAAACAGGCACGACAAAUAUUUUAUCUCCACCCAAAUGAGUUCAAAAGUUGCUCCAGGAAACGGGAGCGGGCUUUAAUCCACCUUCGGGAGAUCAUUGGUCACAGAUUAUGCCUACGCGACUUAACUGUCGUGAAAUUAUCUUUGAGCCACAUGCAAUCGUCGUAUCGGUUUAGUCUUUGUGUUUGGUUCUUCGUGAAAGCAUGCCUUCCGACGUUACCUUCAGAGCAUUCUUAAGAACGUAGCCGUUCAUUCUUACCUGUACAAUGCGCUGCGAGGCAACCCGAGUGGAAGUAGUGGUGUGAUAGCGACGGUUCUCAACUUGCAUAGUAUUAUGUACGCCUGAAGUACAUAUACAAGAGCGAGGAUACCCCCCGCACGGCAACGGCGGCUAAUGCACGUCUGUAGGGCCAUCAAGCUGUACACGACUGUGCCCGCGGCGAUAUAGUGCGCAUUUAUCGUCGCCUGAAACGAGGUUUCAGGUUCAGAACCUUAGUUGAUGUAUUGAAAUCCGGGCUUAUGGAAAACUGGCUUAGCUCCUAGGCUGCUGUGUUUGCCAUUAAUGUUUGUGUACACUUGACAUCGAUGUGGAUCAAAGGGCAUCGCGACUGUCCAGGGCACGGUCGUUACAAUGCAUUGUCUCUUACGGCCCUCACGUAUUGCGUGUCUAGUAACGGCAGUUACUGCGGUUGCAGUUUUAUUCAUGCGUUCAAUGUGGCAUUUCAUGUUCGCCGUGCACUCGUGUGAUUUGCGAACCCCCAUGGGUCAGUGCUGAUUAUAUCGGUGCUCGCGUGCGAUGUGUUUAUAUUCGUAGCCCAUGUCGCAUGUUGUCAAAAUCGUGUUUUGUGUUUCUGGUUGUGUUGUAAGACCAUCGUUUGACGUCAUAAAUACCAC